AUGGAUCAUCUACGAGUCGACCCGAACGGCUUCCAGAUUCCUGGGAUGCACGUGCCGCAAUUGACGAACCAGCCGCCCCAGAUCUUCGGCGCCUAUGGCAUGCCCGAUGGACUCAGUAUGCUGCCGCCGGAGCUCCAGAUGUUCGACCCCUCGGCGUUAAUGGGCGACGACCAAGACGCCAAGAGAAGGAGAAUAGCAAGAGCUUGCGACAUGUGCAGGAAGAAGAAGAUCAAGUGUGAUGGCAAGCUACCAGCAUGCACACAUUGCAUCAACUACAAGACGGACUGUGUCUUCACGCAGGUCGAGAAGAAGCGAAGUCCACCGAAAGGCGCCAAGUACAUCGAGGGGCUCGAGAACCGUCUCGGUCGCAUGGAGAGUCUUCUCAGACUUGCCGGCCUACUGGAUGAUGAGGAUGGCGCAACUGAUUUGGGCACUCUGGAGAAGAAGUUGACCGAGAAAGCCCAACAAAGAUCUAGACAGGCGUCGCAUGUCACGUCCAACCCGACAUCGCCCUCGCAAGCCACUUCUAUCCAGGACGAUAUGACAUCGACCCCGCAAAGCGCACUAACAUCGCCUGAACCACAGAAGGACAAUCAGAAGGACAAGGAUGACGAUAAGAGACGCAAUUCGUCUGUGGCGCCAGAAAGGAACGAAGAGGAUGUUGAGGCGCUGUCCGACAUGAUGUGCUCGUUGGUCACUACCCACAACGGAGAGACUAGAUAUAUUGGCUCUUCGUCCGGUUUCUCCAUCUUCUCUCCCAAAGGUAUCGAGUGGGUCAAUGCAAGGACGGGAGAUAAUGCUUUCCAGAACAUGAUCUCCGAAGUCUCGAUCGACGACCACAAAUGGACCCGCUGGAAGCCCGAGAUCUUUGCUGACGUCUUUCGGCGCCCUGUAUACAUUCCUCUGCCGCCCAAGCCGGAGGCCAUGUCCUUGCUCAAGGACUAUUUUGAGAACUUUAACUGCAUGUUCCCGCUGUUCCACCAGCCCACUUUCAUGCACCUUGUGGAAAAACAGUAUUCUAAUGAGCCCUACGAAGGGUCGGGAUGGUGGGCCAGCUUGAACGUUGCCUUGGCGACUGCUCAUCGUCUUCGGGUCAUGAGCAAGCUUGUGCCAGAGGAAGAGGACAGCAAAGCGUGGGCUUACAUGAAAAAUGCCAUGGGCGUAUUCUCUGAAUUGACCAUGCGGAACACCGAUCUACUCAGUGUCCAGGCUCUGCUUGGUAUGGCGCUGUUCAUGCAAGGAACGCCGAACCCUCAGCCAGGGUUUCUCUUGAUUGCAGCAGCCAUCAGAUUAUCGCACAGCAUUGGUCUCCAUAAAAGAGGCAGUGGCUUUCACCUCAACCCGAUCGAGACUGAGCAGAGAAAACGGGUCUUCUGGAUUGCGUACAUGCUCGACAAAGAACUCUGUCUUCGCGCGGGUAGACCACCGGCACAGGACGACGACGAUAUGAAUGUCGAACUUCCCGACGCCGAUCCUGCGGAUAAUAUUGGCAAUAUACCUCUCGCUGACGGGAAGGGAAAGAUGAACCUUUUCAGAGUCAUGUGUGAGUUGACUGUCAUUGAGGGCCAGGUGUACAAGCGUCUUUACUCGACAAAAGCUGCAAAGCUUUCCGAAGGAGAGCUGUUGAACACCAUUGGAGAGCUUGACAAAGACCUCGAAGAUUGGAAAGAUGGUAUUCCCAUCGACUUCAGGCCGGAACACGAGAUCAAAGCCUCACAUACUCCACUGAUUCUGCACAUUGUCAUGUUGCACUUCUCCUACUACAAUUGCUUGACGACGAUUCACCGCAUGUCUGUGCAUAGAGGGUAUUGGACGAGUCGGUUGUCCAAUUACGCUAUUCAAGGUCUGAACUCGAAACCACUGAACCCCCGAGUUUUUGCCUCGGCUGCUCUAUGCGCUUCUGCGGCACGGGCAACCAUUUCCAUGCUGAAGUAUAUUCCGCAAGGCGACAACCAAUGUGUCUGGCUUGCCCUCUAUUUCCCUGUGUCUGCAUUGAUGACCCUGUUUGGAAACAUCCUUCAGAAUCCUUUGGACCCGCGCGCAAAAUCAGAUACCAAGUUGAUGGACAUCGUCGUGACAUUCCUAUCGACACUGGGCCAAGAAGCGGAAACAGGCGGUGUCCACCGAAUGCUUGGUGUGUGCGCCGAGUUUGCGCGUAUCGCCAAGAUGAUCAUAGACAAGACUGAGAAGGAAGGAUCCAAGCGUAAGAGAAGAACGCAAGACCCGCCAAAACCUGCCAACCCAACACCGGCACCACAAUCAAAUACUACGCCACGGCCAGUAUCUUCACAAACCACGCCGACCCCGCACUACAAUCAACACAAGCAGCAGGGCUUGAGUUCGCCACCCGUGAGUUCACCAGGCCACAUGCGCCGCAGCCAGACUCCUCAGUCAAACUCGAAUUACCAUAGCCCGAUGAACACGGCGAAUUCAGGAAGCGGUUCAGCGCCACGCGAUGGGCCUAAUGCAUGGCCGCAGGACUACCCAAGCACUGGGCCGAUAUAUGACACCCCGGACUUCAACAAUUUCCAUGACUUAACAGGCUUUGGCCAGCCGAUAGCUUCACCGCCAAUGCAAAAUCCAAACGCUGCUGGCUUCAUGCCCGCAUUAUUGCCUCAGGAUAUGUGGCAGUUACCGAUGAAUAUUGACUGGGACUGGCAAGAGUUUGCUGGUGGAGCCUUGCCAAACUUUGAAAACGGGAAUGCCAUGCCGCAUGGAGGCGGAAUGUAA
Messenger RNA from Truncatella angustata, 2730 nucleotides. RefSeq names its product fungal-specific transcription factor domain-containing protein. The record is from RefSeq and is a predicted model, not a curated record. Gene Ontology annotation, molecular function: DNA binding; zinc ion binding; DNA-binding transcription factor activity, RNA polymerase II-specific. Lineage: Eukaryota; Fungi; Ascomycota; Sordariomycetes; Amphisphaeriales; Sporocadaceae. Gene Ontology annotation, biological process: DNA-templated transcription; regulation of DNA-templated transcription. The transcript has 6 exons. The coding region runs from base 1 to 2730 and encodes 909 amino acids.